Molecule: messenger RNA, 1924 nt
Organism: Ruditapes philippinarum (Manila clam)
Lineage: Eukaryota; Metazoa; Mollusca; Bivalvia; Venerida; Veneridae
Exons: 7
Coding region: 1-1770 (589 amino acids)
Molecular function (GO): protein binding
Source: RefSeq, a predicted model, not a curated record
AUGUCACUUCAUGUUGAAGGGAGACCAAGUGAUGGAUGUUUACAUGAACUGCCAUGGACUAUUCGGGACUCACUCUCUCUGUAUGAACAGAUGAGUGUUGCAUUUAAUGCUUUAACCGAGCUUCCAAAUGAGCUGCCUAUCCGACUGCCUCACCUUAAUUAUCUAGACCUCUCCUACAACCAACUAGAGACAUUACCUGAUACCUUCGGUCUACUUUUUCAUCUAGAAACACUCAACUUAAAGUUCAAUUGUAUCAAAACACUCCCAAACUCAUUCUAUCGCCUCAUAAAGUUGAGUAAGUUUGAUAUUUCACACAACCGUUUAAAAACACUAUCGAAUGACAUCAUCUAUUUAGAGAGACUCACCAAAUUCAAUGUCUCAUUUAACAAACUGAAAUCUUUGCCUGUUCCUGUAGGAGGAUUGAAAUCUCUCAAAGUUUUAUUAGCUAAUAACAAUAGAUUUCCGGAGACUUUACUUACAAUUUGUAGCCAUGGGUCGGAUGAAUUGUUAUCACAUUUAAGAAAAAACUACAACUUACACACACAGUGCUCAGAACAACUUCCUUCGUCUAACCAUAAUGUUUUUGCACGUGUGAGAGGUAAUCAUCUGCUUACAUCUGUACCAAACCCACACUCUGCCCAGGUAGAAUAUAUACAGUGUCAGACGCAUACAGCAAACACUUCAAGCCGCCAUCAAAAACCCACCACCUGCUUCCACCACAAGUUUAUGUAUGUAUCUAAAGGUCUGAUAUAUGGGGCAGCUAUAGGAGAUGCUAUUGGUCUGUCUACAUGUUGUAUGUCAUCAGACGAGUGUCUGUUUCAUUAUAACAAGGAGGGUAUUAAUUACUCGGAUAUAGUACAGGACGAACUUCGUGUACGCUGGAAGCAAGGUGACUGGACUUCCAAUUUUGAUACCAUGGUGCUAUUACUAGAUUGCAUAAUAUGCUGGGCAGGUGUUAUAGAUGAGCUGGAAUUUGCCAAACGUCUAAGAACAUGGUGUGAUACUGGCUUUCCUGAGCUUGGUGAUAAACAAGGCAUUAUUCUCAGUGAGACAGUCAAACAGUUGAUAGAGUACUCUGAAUUCCUGAUACAUCCUCAUUCAAUAGCGGAGCAGGUUAUUGAGAAAACUAGCAUACAUGUUAUUGGUACGAGUGAUGUUUGCAGUACUCUAGAUGAUGACACAGGUUCCGGCGGCAGUACGUGUAGUGACGUCAGCAGUAUUAGUGACAUCAUCAGACAACAUCAAUUGUUUCCUAGUUCUCACCCUUCCAUUCCUUCUAAAGUGUUUGGUACAGAUAAUGGAGCGAUUGUUUCUAUAGCAAUAUUAGGUGUGCCCAGUUUUCAUCUAUGUGAAGAAGUGGCAGCAAAUACAGUUAGGAUAUGUAAAACAACACAUAGCAGGAGUGUGUGUGUAGCUUCCUGUAUCGUUAUUACAUCUCUUGUUUCACAGUUGCUACAGGUAUCUUUUGCUUUAUUAUCUGUUUUUCCAUUUACUCAGGUGAUUAUAAAAGAUUCAUUUACACUUCUUACUGAAUACAUACUUAACCUAAUUAUCCUGUUUAUUUAUCUACUUAACAGGUCAUAUAUGAUGAGUUUAUUGAUGGAGGGAGGUGACAGUAACAGCAAUAGCUGUGUUGCCGGUGCACUUCUUGGUUGUAAAGUGGGUUAUUCUCGUCUUCCACAGGAAUGGAUAUUAGGACUAUGUAAAAAGCAGACAGCCUGGCUGAAUGUUAAAAUUAACCAUUUUCUUGACAUGAUGGGAUUGCCGUGAUAAAAUCAGGAAUUAUGUUUAUUCUAAGAGGUCUCCACUACUGUAAUAUUAUACCAGAAUUGUUGGCUGAGCCUAAAUUUCCUCCUUUGCAAUGUUUUUGAUAGUAUUAACAUGCAUUUAUUUAUAGCUCAAUAGUAAAACAAAUAUUCUACUA